Molecule: messenger RNA, 1824 nt
Organism: Rhododendron vialii
Lineage: Eukaryota; Viridiplantae; Streptophyta; Magnoliopsida; Ericales; Ericaceae
Product: thylakoid lumenal protein TL20.3, chloroplastic
Exons: 8
Coding region: 75-974 (299 amino acids)
Source: RefSeq, a predicted model, not a curated record
GUAUCUAUUCAGCUUGCAGUGGAUCGUCCUCUUCCCUCUGUUUCUUCUUUCAUCUGAUCUGAUCUCUAGUGAAAAUGUCAGUCUCUCCAAUCUCCAUAAUACUACCUUUGAAAUCCAUCAACACCACCUCAAAACCAUUUUCUUCAUCUUCUUUUUCUAAUACUACUACUACUACUACUACUUGUAGCAGUAGGCUUCUUAAGUACUACUACUACUCUUCCUCAAAACCACUCCGAGUAUUCUGUCAACUAAAACCAGAAAGCAGCAGCAACUUCCAUCAUCCUCACAAAUCCGGCAGCAGCAAGUGGAAGACCAUAAUUUCAACGACGGCAUUGGCUACCGCUGCCACUGCUGCUGCGGUGGUGACGACAUUUAGCGCCGGCAAUAUGCCUGCCCUCGCGGACCUCAAUAAGUUUGAAGCUGAAUUACGCGGCGAAUUCGGGAUAGGAUCCGCCGCCCAAUUUGGUUCCGCAGAUCUCAGGAAAGCAGUUCAUGUCAAUGAAAAUUUCAGAAGAGCAAAUUUCACAUCUGCUGAUAUGAGGGAAUCUGAUUUUAGUGGAUCAACAUUCAAUGGUGCAUACCUUGAGAAAGCUGUUGCAUACAAGGCCAAUUUUACAGGUGCGGAUUUGAGCGAUACAUUGAUGGAUCGCAUGGUUCUCAAUGAAGCCAAUCUUACAAAUGCUGUCCUUGUUAGAUCGGUCCUCACCCGUAGUGAUCUUGGUGGUGCUGUUAUUGAUGGUGCUGACUUCAGUGAUGCUGUUUUGGACCUUCUCCAGAAACAGGCUCUUUGCAAAUAUGCAAGUGGCACAAAUCCAGUAACUGGGGUGAGUACCAGAUUGAGCCUUGGUUGUGGAAACAGUCGACGUAAUGCUUAUGGUAGCCCUUCCUCCCCUCUAUUAAGUGCUCCACCGCCGAAGCUGCUUGAUAGGGAUGGGUUCUGCGACCAAGCCACCGGUCUUUGCGAUGCAAAAUAAUGAUAUCUUGUAAAUACACGUGUGAGAGAAGAAAUGACAGGUAUAAAUACCGGCACUAUACGAGUAAUGAGUAGCCAUGCACGAUCUUUCUGUGGAGAUACCAACCUGCACACAAGGAAAGACACUGUUAAUGUCUUUGGUUGGUUUGGCCGGAAUGACACGCCGAUGCCUACCUAAAUAGGAUAUAUGAAGUACGGAGCGAAGUAGAGCGUGUAUAUGUAAGAGGACGUACCUCUUUCUGCAAGCUAGACUUCGUCAAUCACAAGCUAUAUUGACGUGAACCUGGGAGACCAUGAAUUCGCAAGUGUGCCAAGACAUUCUGAUAGCCUUGCUCAUGAAUAUUCAUCGUAAACAUUACAUCCGGAUUUGCUCGGUUUUCUGUCGGGUGUAUGUCUUAAGAGUCAUCACGCGACAGAGCUCGAUCUAUUAGUUCGAUGACUUUGGUCAUUAUCUUCCCUGAUUGGACCCGAUCACUGGUCCGUGCAGUGUUGGGCUUCUCUUUUAUGUCCAUCAUACAAUCGCCCUGCUUCUCUAAACUGUAGUAGAAUAUGUGGUGGCGUUGAUGUGCAUAUAGUGGUAGAUUCCCUCGGACGAAAAAGUUGUUCCCAUCAAAGUUGUUAAUCCAGUACCAGCCAGUACAUACCGUACCAGCAUCAAAACCGAACACACUAAUGGGCGGUGUUUGGAAGGAUCAAAUGGACGACAAAUAGAGGUUUUUUUUAUCCGAGCUAAAUUUGAAAGUUGGCAGAGGAAAUGUACAAGGGCAUGGACAAUCUCAUUUACUCUAGUAAGAAUGUAAGAUGUUGAAUGAAAACAUGCAGUUUGUGUUCAAAGUUCAACACAAACGGCC